CAGCUAAGUACAUUUGGGUAACGAUCGACCCUUUACAAAUGGCGACUCACGUCGAGACACGCUGCCCCUUAUAACCGCACUCUUCUAAUCACCGAUUUUUCUGUGUAAAUAAACGUUGAAACUCCCGACUGAAGUGAUAAAUCAGCGUAAAAAGUCGAAACCUAAAUUAAAUAAUCGGAGGAGUGUAAAAACUCAGUCGUUAAAAAUUAAUAAAUCAAGGUGAAAAACGAGGACUUAGAAUGGGUAACGUUAUGGCAGCUUCAGCACCUCCACCACUAUCGCCUUCAUCGGCUCCAUCCAUAUCAUCACCGAACAUUCAGAAGGAUCAGCACCUUGGACAGCCCUCAGAAGCCUUCACCAAACUGGAGAAUCCUGGGACUGUCGAGGAUCUCCACAAACUCUGCAAAGAUGUGUUUCCAUCCAACUUCGAGGGUGCCAAGCUCAUCAUCAACAAGGGGCUCAGUAACCACUUCCAAAUAUCUCACUCCAUCACUAUGAGCUCUGUUAUCAAGUCUGGAUACAAGUUCUCAGCAACGUACGUAGGAACCAAACAAACAUCGCCAACGGAGGCCUAUCCAGUCCUCUUUGGGGACAUUGAGCCUGGAGGUAACAUGAACGCAACUGUUCUCCAUCAGUUCGGCCCCAGGAUGAGGACGAAAAUUGGUGCCCAGAUCCAGAGGAGUAAAUUUACAGUGGUUCAGGGAACGACUGAUUACCGUGGAGAUUCUUACACUGCAUCAUUGACCGUCGCUAAUCCCGACAUAAUUAAUAAUUCUGGGGUUGUCGUGGCUCACUACCUUCAGAACGUCAAUAAGCAGCUGGCACUUGGUGGAGAAUUGGCUUAUCAAGGGGGUCCUGGGGUACCAGGUGGUGCUAUUGCUAUUGCAUCUCUCGUGGGGAGAUACACCACUGGAGACUCAACCGUCAGUGCUAGUAUUGGCCCAGCAUCGUGCCAUAUAUGUUUCCACCAACGGGCUAGUUCGCAACUCCAAGUGGGAGUAGAGCUCGAUGUUAACACAAGGAUGCAGGAGUCAACAGCGACUAUAGCUUACCAAAUUGAUCUGCCUAAGGCAGAUCUUGUGUAUAGAGGGAGUGUGGAUUCAAAUUGGACAGUGGGUGCUGUGCUUGAAAAGAAAUUACAGCCCUUGCCCUUCGCAUUUGCCCUGAGUGGUCUUCUCAAUCACAGCAAAGGACAAUUUCAACUCGGUUGUGGAUUAAUUCUCGGUUAAAAAAUGUCUUUCACUUUGGCAUUAAAAUUAAAAUUAGCUCCAUAAACUAAAUAAAUAAAUUUACCAAGGAAAACAAAUGAUAACAACGUGCGAAAGGAACUGCUGCCAUUGACCUCAGACUUUUAUUCAUUGCGAAAACCAUUAGUUCUCAGAAACGUAUUGUUUCAUACACAAAAGAUAUGUGACAUUUGCAUUAGGAUGAUUCCUUGUUUGUAUUAUUACUCUGUCAAUCAGCGUAAUUAAUAAAUUAUAAGCCCUUUAUGUUCAAGUGAAACUCGCGACAAAAUGCAUGUACAAGUCUAGGUGUCACUGUUGUAUUAUUUGAUUCUCGCGGAAAAUUGAAGAAACCAUGUCAACAAAUUUACUUAACACUCAUUCGAUGUUUACCUGUAUUUCUAUAAUAUUGAAUACCAAAUUACAAGUAUCGCAAAUCAGCUGCCUGCAUUUAAGGAGAAGUGGAAGAAAUUGACAUUCGAACUGUGCAUUGAACAAACCAAUGUUGAAUAGAGAAUUAUAUUGUUGAA
This is a messenger RNA of Diachasmimorpha longicaudata, 1753 nucleotides long. RefSeq names its product mitochondrial import receptor subunit TOM40 homolog 1 (gene Tom40). Gene Ontology annotation, cellular component: mitochondrial outer membrane translocase complex; mitochondrial outer membrane. The record is from RefSeq and is a predicted model, not a curated record. The coding region runs from base 240 to 1229 and encodes 329 amino acids. Gene Ontology annotation, molecular function: transmembrane protein transporter activity. Gene Ontology annotation, biological process: protein import into mitochondrial matrix. Lineage: Eukaryota; Metazoa; Arthropoda; Insecta; Hymenoptera; Braconidae. The transcript is spliced from 6 exons.